UCAUAUCAUCUGAAGAGCGAGAAGAGAUAAAUUAUUAGAUAUUCAUUUAGUUUGGUAAGAUAUACGUAUGUUUUCCUUAUAAAAGCUGCCACGUAGCACAUCAGGUCAAGUGACGUGGCGAAUGGAAUCAAUACAUAAAUUCCAGAUAGAUACGAAUAUAAAUAGAUCCUAAGCAAACCUUGACUUCCGAGAAAUCCUGGACAGUUGGCGUUAUUUAUAAUCACAAAUCCCUAUAUGACGUUGCAUUAAAUAUAGAUCGAUGACGUGUCUGCAUUUUCCGAAAAUCAGCGAAAAUAUUUUUAACACAUAUUUCUGUCCUAAGUAAUACUUUUGGUUUCGUUUUGCCUUAAAAUAUCACUGUACUUUCAUUUUACUAUAGUUUUCUUAGACAACAAAACAAAACAUACGUAUUGUACACAUGAAUUCCAAAAUGACAUCCUGUAAGCUGCAAUGUAAUGUUUGCGGAAUAGAAACUGGACAAAUGCUUCGCCAUGUCCUAAUCGUUGACAGCCUGCGAUAGAAGUCGAAAAUUGUCAUCAUAUCCAUUGCAAUACCUGUGCUGAAAAGAUGGUAGUAAAUCGAAAGCUUCACAGAGGAAACCGAAUACCGCAUUACAGAUGUUUGGUAUGUGGCCGGUUUGGUAGGAAAAUGCUGGUUUCCCAACAAUCACACGAGUAUUACCCAGCAUCACCGCAACAUGACCACUCUGCAGCACAACAAUCCUGCCGUGUACGUAAGGUCAAUACAUCUAUACGGGACCCCGGAAACAUGGAUCUUAGUCACACAUAUCCAAGGGGACUACAAAACUUUAAAUUGACAUGUGCCAUCAACGCAGUUGUUCAGGUCUUAGCACAAACUCCAGGAUUUUAUGAUGCAGUGUUUGAUUUUUGCAUCAAGAGUAAGAAAACGGAUUUGGCACACAUUCUUUUAGAUAUCAUCCUAAAUGUAACCCAUGCACCAGGUCCAAUCAGUGCCGAGGCAUUACAAGCAGAAAUCAGUGAAAGGGAGGAUGACUUUCACUUCUGGAGACAACAUGACUGCCAUUCCUUUCUCCUGUGUCUUUUAGAGACUUUGAGAGAGGAUCUGGGAAAAGAGAGCAUGGGCUUAUUCACAGGGCAGAUUAAGAACCAGUUUGAAUGCCGGAGCUGUUCACAUAUGGAAUGUUCCGAACCUCAAGACUUUACAUCGUUAUGCAUUCCCUUAACUGAGAAUUCGGUGGAAAAGGGCUUAAAAGUUCUGUUUCAAAAGGAAACACUGACGGAUUCAAAGAUGGUAUGCCGAUCUUGUGCUAAAGAUAAAAGAAUCCAGAGACGGUAUUUGUGUAAUAAAGAGCUACUGAUUGCGAGAGCUCCCGACGUCCUUGUUCUUCAACUCGCCAGAUUUAAAGAGGUGAGAACUACAAAUGGACAUGUAGUAAUUCAAAAACAACAAAGCCUGUUCCCGUACAACGAUAAUAUGCAUCUGAAUCCUUGUGGAAAAUCUCCAGUUAAAUACAAGCUUUUCGCCAUCAUCUCUCAUCUGGGAACCAUCGAAGGCGGUCAUUACGUAUCCUAUAUACGGACAUUACAGGGCCAGCACGAUAUAACUAGGCCUACCAAUAAAGACAAGGACAAGCUUGGCCACGAAAGUCACCACUCCAGUACGUGGUACCACUGUACUGACGACAUUGUCACGCGAUUGAAGCCAGACGCUGGGUAUCCUAUUUGUUCCCAUGCCUACCUCUUGUUUUAUCACAAACUAAAUUGAGCGUUUUGUAUCAGGAAAAGAUCUUAACUAAACGCAGAACUUAAAAUAUAGACUAUUAAAGGAUUUUGUCAAGCAAAAAUCGUUUAUAUUUUGCCUUUUAAUAUUAAGUUUUCUCGAUUAAUUAC
Messenger RNA from Mizuhopecten yessoensis (Yesso scallop), 1871 nucleotides. RefSeq names its product ubiquitin carboxyl-terminal hydrolase 27-like. Bases 568 to 1746 code for a protein of 392 amino acids. Gene Ontology annotation, cellular component: nucleus; cytosol. The record is from RefSeq and is a predicted model, not a curated record. Gene Ontology annotation, molecular function: cysteine-type deubiquitinase activity; cysteine-type endopeptidase activity. Gene Ontology annotation, biological process: protein deubiquitination. NCBI's taxonomy places the organism in Eukaryota, Metazoa, Mollusca, Bivalvia, Pectinida, Pectinidae. The transcript has 14 exons.